This is a messenger RNA of Chlorocebus sabaeus (green monkey), 3010 nucleotides long. Its product is annotated as zinc finger protein 212. The record is from RefSeq and is a predicted model, not a curated record. Gene Ontology annotation, molecular function: DNA-binding transcription factor activity, RNA polymerase II-specific; RNA polymerase II cis-regulatory region sequence-specific DNA binding. Gene Ontology annotation, biological process: regulation of transcription by RNA polymerase II. NCBI's taxonomy places the organism in Eukaryota, Metazoa, Chordata, Mammalia, Primates, Cercopithecidae.
CCAAAGUGCUGGGAUUACAGGCUUGAGCCACCGCGCCCGGCCGGGUCUUGACUUUUGAGUAACCGAGCUCUCCUGGUGCCCACACUCUGGCCGAGAGUGCCAAGCGGCGUUCUCCCUCCCGCCGCAGGGGGGCACUAUGGAAAGCCUGCGCAGUGAGGAAGAGCGGCUGGAGCCUGUCUUGCGCCGGGGAGGUCGACGCUCCCAGAAUGCACCUGGCAUCAACACGGCAGCGGCGGUGGCGGCGGCGGCUUCCAGCAGGCUACGGGGCGCUGUGCAGACAGGAACGCAGCCCGGGGCUCUGAGGCUUGGUCCAGGUGUUGAGGGGCGACUGGAGCCAUGGCGGAGUCGGCGCCUGCUCGGGAGAAAACGACGCUCCACACCUUUAACUUCUUCCACACUUCCUUCACAAGCAACAGAGAAAAGCUCCUGUUUUCAGACCACCGAGAUCUCACUCUGGACGGUGGUGGCUGCUAUUCAGGCUGUGGAGAAGAAGAUGGAGUCCCAGGCUGCCCGGCUACAGAGCCUGGAGGGACGCACGGGGACAGCUGAGAAGAAGCUGGCUGACUGUGAGAAGAUGGCCGUGGAGUUUGGGAACCAGUUGGAGGGCAAGUGGGCUGUGCUGGGGACCCUGCUGCAGGAGUACGGGCUGCUGCAGAGGCGGCUGGAGAACGUGGAGAACCUGCUGCGCAACAGGAACUUCUGGAUCCUGCGGCUGCCCCCGGGCAGCAAGGGGGAGUCCCCCAAGGUGUCCAGGUCACUGGAGAAUGAUGGCGUCUGUUUCACCGAGCAGGAAUGGGAGAAUCUGGAGGACUGGCAGAAGGAGCUCUACAGAAAUGUGAUGGAGAGUAACUAUGAGACACUGGUCUCUCUGAAGGUCCUUGGCCAGACAGAGGGAGAAGCGGAGUUGGGUACAGAGAUGCUGGGUGACUUGGAAGAGGAAGGUCCUGGUGGUGCCCACCCAGGUGGGGUCAUGAUCAAACAGGAGCUACAGUAUACACAGGAAGGCCCUGCGGAUCUUCCUGGAGAGUUCUCAUGCAUUGCUGAAGAGCAGGCUUUCCUGAGCCCGGAGCAGACUGAGCUCUGGGGUGGUCAGGGCAGUUCUGUCCUCCUGGAAACAGGUCCUGGGGACUCGACUCUACAGGAGCCUGUUGGUGGUAGAGAUCCUAGCAGCAGCAGAACUGUGGGCUGCCCGAAGCAGAAAUCUCAUAGGCAGGUACAGCUGGGCCAGGAAUGUGGGCAGGGCCUGACGCUGAAAAAGGACACUUCCCGCCCCUACGAAUGUUCUGAGUGUGAGAUCACCUUCCGCUAUAAGCAGCAGCUGGCCACACAUCUGAGCAGCCACUCUGGGUGGGAGUCUUGUACACCUGAGGAGCCAGAGGAGAGCCGUAGGCCCAGGCCACGGCUGAAACCGCAGACCAAAAAGGCCAAGCGACAUCAGUGUGAUGUGUGCCUGAGGAGCUUCAGCUGCAAGGUGAGCCUGGUGACCCAUCAGCGCUGCCACCUGCAGGAGGGGCCCAGUGCCAGCCAACAUGUCCAGGAGAGGUUCUCACCCAACAGCCUGGUUGCCCUGCCUGGCCACAUCCCUUGGAGGAAAAGCCGGAGUUCCCUCAUCUGUGGUUACUGUGGCAAGAGCUUCAGUCACCCAUCUGACUUGGUGCGGCACCAGCGCAUCCACACGGGCGAGCGGCCCUACAGCUGCACCGAGUGUGAGAAGAGCUUUGUCCAGAAGCAGCACCUCCUGCAGCACCAGAAGAUCCACCAACGGGAGCGGGGCGGGCUGACCCUGGAGCCCGGAAGGCCCAAUGGCCUGCUUUAAGGGUGCAGCCCCUCGCCCGUCUGGGGGGCGGAGGGGGGUGGCAUUGGUUCCCCCAAAGAGACACUGCAGUCAGGGACGGAGUUCUUCCUGAGGGCAGUUGUUUCUGAUUUGCCUUCCCUUGUCCCAGUACCAAGCCAAGCCCAAAGGCUAUCCUGAAAACCCCGUGGAAGAAGAGUCCAGGCCAGGUCUUUACCCUGCUGCCAAGUUUGCUGUUUCUUGGCACCUUCAGGUCUCUGGUUUUCUCAUUCAUGCCAAUGCUUGUGGGCUGGGGUUGGCGUUCUGACCCCACAGGGACUGGUGGCUGGUUCCAGGGCUCGUCCUGGCAUUUCAUGUCUUCCCACGGGGUUGAGUUGGGCCAUAGGGGUGAGCAGCUGCCUGGAAGAGUUCUGGGAAGUGUAACCCUCCAUUUUUUCUUGUUUUGUAAUCUCUUUGUUUAAUAACAAGUAGAAGAAAUAAUUUAAAUGAACUGCUUAACCCUACUCUGAAGAACCUUUUUUGGAAUUAGAUUUUAGUUAAUUUUUUAAAGAAUACAGCCCAAUGCUUUUUUUUUACAUUUUAAGAGUUGUAGAAGUUGUUCCUCACUUGGGGACUGGACCUGCCCUCUAGGAGGGAAUUGUUAAUGGGGCUCUUUUAGCCCACUGACGCUUACUUAGGCCAGAGAGCAGGGGACACAGUGCUAGGUUCCCUGGUGUGGUGCUUGGUGCUCUCAAAUUGUCUGAAAAGGACCAAGAGGAAAAGAGUCGGAGGGGUAGACCCUGCAGCCCCUGUUGAGAAGAAAGAUUCCAGUGAAGUUGCUGAUGGUAUGGCUGUGGUCUGGGACUUAUGGUGUCUCAGCAUACCCCUAUCCUCUUCCCACCUCCUCCUGGCUGUGUUCUGCAGCCUCCCAGAGUAGAAAACUACUUUGUUACUUAAGGUUGUUCACCUUGUACUAGUGGUUAUUUGAGUUUGUUCCUAUUACACAAAUCCUUACUUGAGGUGGUUCAGAUUACAGUUUCCAAAUGCAUUCUGAGAUUGCCUAUUCCAGAGAGGGUAGAGAAAAAGCACACAGAUGCUUGUCUUAGGAGUGUUGAAUGUGUGCCCCACUGCUGUCUGGGGGGAUGGGAGUGGGCUCUGGGGUCAUAUGUGAACAUCCCCUUGGAUGAUUUGCAGUUGCCUAGAAUAAAACUUGCUACUAGCAAAACAAAACAAAAAAAA